CGCCUGGGUAUUGCCAACAAAAAUGUGGUGAAAAGCAGCUUCAUAGAACAGUACAUUUAAGACCCAAAAACGCGCACAUGCCUUUCCCAAGGUUUGGGUUUACAUUUACACAGGAACAUGGACAGACAUUGACCACUUUAACCUCCUCUCUAAUGUCAUCUACGUUAAAAUCCACCUUUACACGGCCUAUCCAAUAUACUCCCUGAUCAUAAGACCAUCGUGGUUAAUAUUAAGAAUGUUUAAUUUCCUCUAAAGUUCUUAAUUUGAACUAUUCUGCAUCUCAUUUACUAUGUUACAAUGUCUUUUGGUGGAUCUGUAAUUCGAGGCAGUUGGAGUAGGAGACAUACUAACUUUAAAAAACAGGCUCACUGGUUAGUACUACUACUCCGAGUCAGAUAAAUACUGCCUUGUAGAUUUCUACACUGAUCUUUAUAAUGGGGAAAAACAGAUACGUUAUUUGGCAUUCUGGAAGAGACUGCCAGACAGCUACACUCUUGCAGUUGCAGUCUCCCAAAAACUGAGAGACCACAGCUCUCCUAUGUAAACACUCACAAUAGAGGAAGUAAUCUAAGUUACCUUCAUAUUGAGUAGAAAUUUAAACCGUCACGAACCCCAGACCUGGAUGGUUUCUCAGGCAAAUAUUACAAGACUUUCCAGAAGGAACUUAUCUUUUAUACGAUAACAUAAUUUCAUGGAUUACUUUCAGAAAAAUAAAUGCUCAUAUCCCAGAUUGCAGUGACCCAUAAGCAAGGGAAAAAUCCCAAACUGUGCUACCACUAGCUUCCACUCUAUCAGUGGUGGAUUAAUGAGAGCUGUCUCCUUCCAGUAACAUGGGAUAAUAGCUUUCUGUAUCUCUAAGCCGAAUCUUACUCCCACCGCCAUCACACACACACACAAUGGGUAAACACUUGGAAGCUAAUAAACAGGAGGCUACACAUUGACUUAUAAUUAAAGUCAAGAACUCUUUAUUAGUUGCUGGUACAGCUUCACAGUGUUAUUUGCCAUGCAAAUCUUCCCAUCAGAUUAUAUCUAAAACAGAGUCCCAAGGGAUCGGCCCUACAGGUUUCCUACCUUCCCUGUAACCUUUAACAGACUUUGAGCACUGGGGCUUGCCUUGAGUGGAGAUACUAGGCUCAAUCUCCUAGGUCCUUCUCUUUCUUAGGUCCCUACUUGGACGAGAUACCACCAGGACUCCUAUCCUAUUCUCUCUCCUUGUUGGAGCUUAUAAAGCACAACCUCUAGUUCAUUCUAUUGUAACUUGAUGCCAAAACGGUAUUUGAGAUCAGAAGUUGCACCAGAAAAAAGGUGUCUCUUGUCACCCUUACUUUUUGUUCUCUGCAUAGAUGAUACAUAUCAUACAUUAAGCCUAUUUGCAGAUGAUAUUCUUUUAACUUUGGUAAAUCCCCAAGUGUUCCUUCCUAAUCUGUACAAAUCUCUAUAUUACUUUGGGCAAUAGUCAAGUUAUAAAAUUGAUGUAACCAAAAUGUGAAGCAAUGAGCCUAAAUAUAUCUUGCCAAAGGGCUCUUUAAGUUGAAAUCAGUAGGAAAAUAUUGUUACAAUCUAAAUAUAACGGUGGCCUGGAAUACAAAACGCAUAAUGGAUAAAAAAAUGUUUUAUGUCUUGGUUGAUUUAAAAAUAUCUAUGCAUCAAUAUCUAUUAACCAUAAAAGCAGCAAGUUAAGGUAUUAAGAAUGGUCUCACUAAAUCAUGGCCACUGCACUCUGCUGAUGCUUUUGUCGAUUACAGGAAUAUGUUUAAGGCGAAACACAAAGUCCUUAUCUCCUUUUUAAUAACUAGUACAUCAUAUCAUUAUGAUGUACUAGUUAUUAAAAAAGGAAAAUCUUUCUGUGGAAUGCACUACACCAGAAUGUGCCGAGGAUCCAUUAGAAGCGUACUUUUCAAGGUUAAGACUACGGUUAUAUCUAAGUUAAUCCUAUGUAAUCAGCUAUUUCUAGAUGAGUAGGCACCACUCUAGCUUCCUUUUCCAGAAAGCAGCUCACACAUACACUAUGCAAUGUACACAUUGCUUGAUUUAUUACUGACUGCAUGAAACCAUGUGUUUGUUUCUUUAUCUUUAUAUUGCCACACUAAUUGCUGGAAAACUGGAAGCAUUUUGUCCAUCACAAUGUACCUGCAUUUUCCAUGGCAGAAGUGAUGGAACUGGAUCAAGGUCUGUUCUGUGUAAUGAUCCUGAUAUGUUUGACAUGCCUGUCAAUGUUCCUGUGGACACCGUGAAGCUCCGCAUUGAAAAGACAGUCAUUCGUAAAAUUCCCACAGAAGCCUUCUAUUACCUGGUGGAUUUAAAAUACCUUUGGGUUACCUACAAUAGCAUAUCUAGCAUCGACUCUAGCAGUUUUUAUAAUCUGAAGCAACUACAUGAAUUACGUUUAGAUGGGAAUGCAAUAUCGGUUUUCCCAUGGGAAUCUUUAGCAGAGAAGCCAAGUCUACGAACCUUGGACCUUCAUAACAACAAGAUAGCAAGUAUUCCAGCAGAAGCUGCCCAGUACCUGAGGAAUAUUACCUAUUUGGAUCUAUCCAGCAACAGACUGACUACUCUCCCUCCAGACUUAUUGGAUAUAUGGUCUCCAUUGUCUGAGAAAUCACAGAUAAGUAGAGAUAUAAGCACAGAUUUAUUAACACAGAGAGUUAUACUGGGGCUACAAGAUAAUUCAUGGUUCUGUGACUGUCGUAUUUCAAAGCUAAUUGAACUCUCGAAAACAACAGACCCACACAUCAUUUUUCUGGACCCUUUAGUUGUCUGCAGUGGCCCUGAUUCUUUAGCUGGCUUUUUAUUCCAGAGAGUUGAGUUAGAACAGGACAUAUGUCUCAAACCCUCAGUGAUGACUUCAGCCACGAAAAUUACAUCUCCACUGGGUAGUAAUGUGCUACUACGAUGUGAUGCCUCAGGAUACCCCACUCCACAGUUAGUCUGGAGCAGAACAAACAAUUCAGCAGCAAAUUAUACAGUUGUUCAGGAGACUCCAACAUAUGGUGUGAGGUGGUCCAUUCUAAGUAUGAAUGGUAUUUCUUACAAAGAUGCGGGCGAAUACCGAUGCAAGGCAAAAAAUUUUGCAGGAGUAGCAGAAGCGUCAAUAACCGUCAUAGUAGUUGGUUUUGUCACAACAACAGCUUCCUCUCAUCACUUUGAUCGGCGACUGGGGGCCGAGUCAAUGAAUGGCAUUCAAACAGACGCCAAGGAAGAAUUGAGCAAAAUAAGUAUAACCAGGCUUCCUCUUCAGUUAUCAACAGUGCCUAUUCUACAAACAGAAACGCCAACAGUUCCUCCAAGUAUAGUGCUUACCACCUCAGAAGUUCCAAAGAUAAAAUUGCCAAAGCCAGUCUCUGCUACAAAGAAAAACCCUGCAAACAGACUUACUUCAGAGCAAAAUGCCAUGGUGGGGAAUCUAAAAGUGAUCAGUGAAUCUGAAGACCGAGUGACUUUGACUUGGAAGACUUUCAAUACCACAAACUGCUCCAACUUGGCAGUGUUGUACUCAAAAUACGGAGAGGAAGAAAUGCUCAAGUUGAGUACAGAUCCUAGUAAAAAUAAAGUAACAAUUGAUGGUUUGGAGCCUAACACAAAAUAUAUGGCCUGUGUAUGUCCCAAAGUAUCUCAACCCAAGAAAGACCAGUGUAUUGUAUUCUCUACUGAUUUCUCACUACCCAUCGAGAGCAGCUCUCAAGUACCUAUUCUAAUAAUUGCUAGUAGUGUGGUUUGUGUUAUUGUUCUACCUGUCAUUGUCUUCUUGUUUUACAAAGUUAUGCAAAGGAAACCAAAAUUUCCUGGGGAGGAGGACCAUUUAAAAGAGACUUAUGUGAAAUUUGAAACUUUAUCAUUAAGACAACGGCCAAUAAAUACUGCAGGAGAGCUAUGGACACGCAGGGAUACAACAGAAUCAGAAAGACUACUUCUGUGUUCCAGAUCAAGCAUGGACUCUCAGGCUACAUUGAAAAGUGAGGGUUCUAGGCCAGAAUAUUACUGCUAAUUUGUUUGUUUCCCUUUCUUUUUUUUUAUAUGCGAUUAUAUAAAAAUGCUUUUUUUUUGUUCAGCCAGUGUGUGAAUGUCAAAAAUGCAUCACUGUCAAAAGAAUCAGUGAAAGGAGGACCAAGCCAUUGCUUUCUGUUUAUGUUUUGUGCACAUUCUAAAUCUUUAUUUUGUGUAAUUCAAUAAAAAGGAAUAAACCUGA
This is a messenger RNA of Xenopus laevis (African clawed frog), 4186 nucleotides long. It is a transcript of the gene lrit3.S, whose product is annotated as leucine-rich repeat, immunoglobulin-like domain and transmembrane domain-containing protein 3. Lineage: Eukaryota; Metazoa; Chordata; Amphibia; Anura; Pipidae. The coding region runs from base 2054 to 3985 and encodes 643 amino acids. The record is from RefSeq and is a predicted model, not a curated record. The transcript has 5 exons.